UGUUUACUUGUGUGGCAUCACGAAAAUUAUUGGAGAUACACGUCGUCUUUUUUUUUAUGUGCUACAUUUGAGAUGUGUUGACAGUUCGAGCGAUGACAUAACAGUACCACGUGUGAGGAGUGAAUGACAGUUGCAAUAUUAUAGAACAAAUUCUAUUUGUUGUAUAAUAACGAUACGAAAUUGCACGAAAAGAAUCGAUUUUAUACUAAUGAUUCAUAGAAAUAAAUCACAGUUUACAAUUCUGACGUUUCUCUCUUCCCCCCCCUCCCUCCUCAAACAGUUGAUCCAGAAUAACCUUUACGCUCUCGCUGUUUGUCGUUAGAUGUACCAUAUUUUAUCUUUCAUAUUUUAUGACAUUUUUUAAGGAAAAAAAAUAUAUUCAAAAUGUCUGCGCCUCCGGAUCCGAAAUUUUUACUACGCGGAAAUAUGGAUGAAAAUGUGCACAGUUUGUUAUUCUGGGUAGAUUCUGACAUAGAGCAUCUCUAUGCUGGUGAUAGAAAAGGCAUAGUUCAUAUUUGGGAUUUAAAAACCAACAGGAUAAAAGAUCAAUUGUCAAAUGGAAACGGUUCUUGUUUUAACUUACACAGAACCAAAGAGGCUGAUUUAAUAGUACAACGAAGAGACGGUGUGUUAGAUGUAUAUAAGGCAAACGAAUCCAAUUGGCUGUUAAAUAAGAGAAUUAAUUAUAAAUAUUACAGUUUCUGCAGAUCUCAAUUGUUGCCUGAUAAGAAUGCGAUGUUAGUCCCACUUGAUUCCUCAAUGGUGGGAAUAUUAUCCCUGAAGACGUUCAAUAUUGAAUCGACAUUAGAUCCAUCCAAAUUAUCUUACAAUGACAAAUUGGGUGCAGUAAUGGCGAUGAAACCAUUAGAAAUAAACAAUUUAAUUCUAGUUGUUUAUGAGGGAGGGAAGUUAUUGUUAUGGGAUACAAAGAAGAAUGAUGUUCUUAGUUCUCUUACUGUGGAGCAAUAUCCGAUGACCCUUGACUUUGAUGUCUCUUUGAUGCAAGGCAUUCUUGGUAGUGCAUCAGAGAAAUUGGAGAUUUUUAAAAUAUUGCCAAAUCAUAUGUUAUCUCACAAGUCUACAAUACUAUUGGAACAUGUUUCCGGUGUGUCUGCUCUUUCUAUAAGACCAGAUAAGAAGCUUGUCACAGCUGGCUGUUGCGACGGAUGUAUCAGAUUGUUCUCUUGGAAGAAAUUGCGACCACUCGCGAUAUUGAGAGGACACAAAGGAAGUAUAUACGAUAUUGUUUAUUCGCAACGUGAAAUCGAGGCUUACGACACUAAAUGUUUGAUGGCAGUCACUGGCCAAGAUGGCUGUAUAUCAUUGUGGGACAUAUAUAAUUAAAAAUUACAAAUGUAUAUAUUAUU
Messenger RNA from Nylanderia fulva, 1367 nucleotides. RefSeq names its product guanine nucleotide-binding protein subunit beta-like protein 1. Lineage: Eukaryota; Metazoa; Arthropoda; Insecta; Hymenoptera; Formicidae. Gene Ontology annotation, molecular function: protein binding. The record is from RefSeq and is a predicted model, not a curated record.